Tribolium madens (black flour beetle) is the source of this 3993-nucleotide messenger RNA. RefSeq names its product splicing factor 3B subunit 3 (gene Sf3b3). Gene Ontology annotation, molecular function: protein binding; U2 snRNA binding. Gene Ontology annotation, biological process: mRNA splicing, via spliceosome. NCBI's taxonomy places the organism in Eukaryota, Metazoa, Arthropoda, Insecta, Coleoptera, Tenebrionidae. The record is from RefSeq and is a predicted model, not a curated record. Gene Ontology annotation, cellular component: U2 snRNP; nucleus. The transcript is spliced from 9 exons. The coding region runs from base 292 to 3951 and encodes 1219 amino acids.
GUAACGUAACGUGCCAUCCUCACAUCUCUUUUUCAUGGUGUUGUUUUGCCGGUUCAGUCGCCAUUUAUAGUUUUAUACAUUUUUUAAUGAAAUAAUGUAUUAAAAAGCUCAAAAGGCGCAGUAUUAUUUGUGUUUUAAGUAAUUGAGCUAUGGGGAAAAUCACCCAAACAAAUCAAGUACCCACGCCACAAUGUGAACCCCACGCGUAAACGUAAAUAAAUCGUUGAAAAAUAAAUUUCUUGAAAAAUCAGAAGAAAAGAAGCUCAUCCACGAUCAAGAUAAACCUCCAAAAUGUAUUUAUACAACAUUACCUUACAACGAGCUACGGCCAUCACCCACGCCAUCCAUGGCAAUUUCUCCGGUACCAAAAUGCAAGAAAUUGUCAUAUCACGUGGCAAAAGCUUGGAGGUAUUACGACCAGACCCCAACACCGGCAAAGUCCACACAAUUUUAACCGUGGAAAUAUUCGGAGUAGUCCGCUCAUUAAUGUCAUUCCGCCUUACCGGAGGCACUAAAGACUUCGUUAUCGUUGGCUCCGACUCUGGCAGAAUCGUUAUUCUCGAAUAUAUCCCAUCUAAAAACACAUUUGAGAAAGUCCAUCAAGAGACAUUCGGUAAAUCGGGGGUGAGACGAAUCGUCCCGGGCCAAUACCUCGCAACCGAUCCUCGAGGCCGGGCUGUAAUGAUCGGGGCUGUAGAGAAACAAAAACUCGCUUAUAUUUUAAAUAGGGACGUCCAAGCCCGCUUGACGAUUUCCUCGCCCCUCGAAGCCCACAAAAGCAACACUCUUGUGUACCACAUGGUCGGCGUCGAUGUGGGUUAUGAUAACCCCAUGUUUGCGUGUCUCGAAAUCGACUACGAGGAGGCCGAUUCUGACCCCACGGGCGAAGCGGCACAAAAGACCCAACAAACGUUGACUUUCUACGAGUUGGAUCUUGGGGUCAACCACGUGGUGCGGAAAUAUUCGGAGCCUUUGGAAGAACACGCGAAUUUCUUAGUCACGGUUCCAGGAGGUGAUGAUGGACCCUCAGGAGUGCUCAUUUGUUCUGAAAAUUAUUUAACUUAUAAGAAUUUGGGUGAUCAACAUGAUAUUCGAUGUCCUAUUCCAAGGAGACGGAAUGAUUUGGAUGACCCGGAAAGAGGCAUGAUUUUUGUCUGUUCGGCCACUCAUAAAACCAAGUCGAUGUUCUUUUUCCUCGCACAGACGGAACAAGGGGACAUCUUCAAAAUCACUCUCGAAACGGAUGAAGAUAUGGUCACUGAAAUCAAGUUGAAGUAUUUUGAUACGGUUCCGGUCGCUUCCGCCAUGUGUGUCUUGAAGACUGGGUUCUUAUUCGUCACUUCGGAGUUUGGCAAUCACUACCUGUAUCAGAUCGCCCAUCUUGGUGAUGACGACGAUGAAUUAGAGUUCAGUUCCGCUAUGCCUCUGGAAGAAGGUGACACUUUCUUCUUCGCGCCUCGUUCUCUUCGUAACUUGGUUUUGGUCGACGAAAUGGAGUCGCUGUCACCUAUUCUAUCUUGUCGUGUUGCCGAUUUGGCAGGUGAAGACACUCCUCAAUUGUACAUGCUUUGUGGAAGAGGUCCGAGGUCUUCGUUAAGGGUUCUACGGCAUGGUCUUGAAGUGUCCGAGAUGGCUGUGUCUGAGCUUCCUGGCAGUCCUAAUGCCGUCUGGACUGUUAAGAGGAGAAGUGACGAUGAAUAUGAUGCUUAUAUUAUUGUGUCUUUCGUUAACGCAACUUUGGUAUUGUCUAUUGGUGAAACUGUGGAGGAAGUUACAGACAGUGGGUUUUUGGGUACGACACCAACUUUGUCUUGUUCAGCUCUCAGUGACGAUGCUUUAGUUCAGGUGUAUCCAGGCGGUAUUCGACAUAUUUGUUCUGAUAAACGUGUAAAUGAAUGGAAAGCUCCGGGGAAGAAAACCAUAGUUAAAUGUGCAAUUAACCAAAGACAGGUUGUUAUUGCACUGUCAGGAGGGGAACUGGCAUACUUCGAAAUGGAUCCGACGGGCCAAUUACACGAAUACAAAGAACGAAAACGUAUGAACGCCGAUGUCGUUUGCAUGGCAUUAGCAAACGUGGCUCCCGGCGAACAAUUAUCCCUCUUCCUCGCCGUAGGAUUAGCCGAUAGUACAGUACGGAUUAUCUCCUUAGAUCCGAGCGAUUGUUUGGCUCCGCGUUCUAUUCAAGGAUUACCCGUUUGUGCCGAGUCUUUAUGUAUCGUAGAAAUGGGUUGCACAGAUCGUGAACCAGAUAACGCUGCAGCUGCUAGCACAACCAGUACUUUAUAUCUAAACAUUGGUCUUACAAACGGUGCUUUACUUCGCAACGUAUUAGAUCCAGUCUCUGGAGAAUUGUCAGAUACAAGAACUAGAUAUUUGGGUUCGAGACCGGUAAAAUUAUUCAGAAUAAGAAUGCAACAAUCAGAAGCUGUCUUGGCGAUGAGUAGUCGUUCUUGGUUGAGUUAUUACUACCAAAGUCGGUUUUAUUUAACUCCGUUAUCGUAUGAAAGUUUGGAAUAUGCAUCGGGAUUCAGUUCAGAGCAAUGUCCAGAAGGUAUCGUUGCGAUUUCCACAAAUACGUUGAGGAUUUUAGCGUUGGAAAAACUGGGGGCUGUUUUUAAUCAAGUCUCAUUUCCGCUCGAAUACACUCCAAGGAAAUUUAUCAUCCAUCCUGAAAGUAAUAAUUUACUGAUCAUAGAAACCGAACAUAAUGCGUACACUGAAGAAACGAAAAAACAACGAAGAUUACAAAUGGCUGAAGAGAUGAAAGAAGCCGCCGGUGAGGAAGAGCAAGAAUUGGCGAAAGAAAUGGCUGAUGCGUUCUUGAAUGAAGAUUUACCCGAAAGUAUUUUUUCUGCACCUAAAGCAGGUCAUGGAAUGUGGGCCUCGACCUUAAAAAUAAUGGAUCCAGUACAAGGAAUCGUACAUAAAUGUAUACGAUUAGAACAGAACGAAGCAGCCAUGUCUAGUGUUUUAGUUAAAUUUCAAAAUCAACCCCAACAGACUCUUUUCUUGAUUGUUGGAAUCUCUAAAGAUUUUCAAUUAAAUCCGAGACAUUGUAACAGUGGAUUUUUGGACACUUAUAAAAUGGACCCUAUGGGUCGGGAAUUAGAGUUCGUUCAUAGAACUCCCGUUGAUGAAGUUCCAAUGGCUCUGUGUGCAUAUAAUGGGCUGCUACUUGCAGGAGUUGGAAGAAUGUUAAGGCUUUACGACAUGGGGAAAAAGAAACUCUUGAGGAAAUGUGAAAACAAGCAUAUACCAAACGCUAUUGUAAAUAUUCAAGCUAUGGGUAAAAGAAUUUUUGUUUCGGAUGUUCAAGAGUCAGUUUUUAUGGUUCGAUACAAGAGAGCUGAAAAUCAAUUGAUUAUAUUUGCCGAUGACACUCACCCCCGUUGGGUUACUUGUAACUGCGUCCUUGAUUAUGAUACAGUUGCUGUCGCUGACAAGUUUGGAAAUAUUGCAAUUUUACGAUUGCCGCCAAAUGUUAGUGAUGACGUUGAAGAGGAUCCCACUGGACAUAAAUCGUUAUGGGAUAGAGGACUUUUGAAUGGUGCGUCACAAAAAGCUGAUACUAUUGCAACAUUCCACGUCGGUGAGACUGUUACGUGGUUGCAAAAAGCCACUCUGAUUCCUGGAGGUUGGGAAUCUUUGAUUUAUACAACGUUAUCAGGAAGUGUUGGGGUUCUUGUACCGUUUACGUCACGAGAAGAUCACGAUUUUUUCCAACAUUUGGAAAUGCACAUGAGGAGCGAAAACACGCCAUUGUGUGGAAGAGAUCAUCUUUCAUUUAGAAGUUACUAUUAUCCUGUCAAGAAUGUCAUAGAUGGAGACUUGUGUGAACAGUAUAACUCACUGGAACCUGCUAAACAAAAGAGCAUAGCGUCUGAUUUGGAUCGUACUCCUGCAGAAGUCUCGAAAAAAUUAGAAGAUAUAAGGACCAGAUAUGCUUUCUAAUUUAUUUUUUACUGAAUUGUGUAAUAAAUGUUCUGCACUCGC